Molecule: messenger RNA, 2625 nt
Organism: Cuscuta epithymum
Lineage: Eukaryota; Viridiplantae; Streptophyta; Magnoliopsida; Solanales; Convolvulaceae
Source: the annotation of a GenBank genome assembly
UUGACAAUGAUUACACAUCAUUAUUACUCCGUGUUACAGUAUUAUUUCCCGACUGGUAGCUGCUCAUCACGUCCGCCGUCCGCGGUGAUUUUCCUUCUCUACACUUCCACUUUCUCUCUAAAUUUUUGAAGGGAAUGGAAGCAUAAAAAGUUGAAGUCAGGGGCAGAUCGGGCAGGGCCCAAUCCCACACUAAUACUUUAAAGGCGCAGACUCGGAAGUCGCAUCGUCGUUGAGUACUCCGGGUCCUCUUCAGUCUUCGCUGCUCGAAGUCCAGAACGCGAAUAUCAGUCGGCUAGUCCUCUUCUUCAGCCAGUCACGCACUCACGGUUCAGGUCGAUUUCUGGUCGGCCGUCGGCGGACGGCGCCUGAGCGCCUCUAUUUGCUAGCCGCAGCUCUCUCAGUCUGUGCCCUGCGCCUCUUCAGAUUUGAGAUCCGCCCCUGGUUGAAGUAUAAGAAUGCAAAUAAGGAAAAAUUGAAGCUAGGUGUCCCGUGAAGUUUCACUCCAGAAUGCACAGCUUUCGCUUCUUUUCCAUCUUCAUCACUCUCUGCUUUGCUUUCAAGCUCUCCUCUGGACUUGGGCCAUAUGUGAUGCGUAUUAGUUGUGGAGCAAGAAAAAAUGUUAAUAGUUCACCAACAAAUACUCUAUGGUAUAAAGAUUUUGCAUAUACAGGAGGGAGACCUGCCAAUGGAUCCCGAUCUAGUUUCAUCUCUCCCUCACUUGAAACCGUUAGGCACUUCCCAUUGUCAGACGGUCCAGAAAACUGCUAUGAUAUCAAGAGAGUGCCACGCGGACACUACUCAGUGAGGAUUUACUUUGGGCUCAUGAUAGAGCCUAGUUUUGACACUGAACCGCUGUUCGAUGUAUCCAUUGAAGGAACCUUAAUUUAUUCUCUACCCUCCGGCUGGAGCAAUCAUGAUGAUGAGAGGGCGUAUGUCGAGGCACUUAUAUUCCUUGAAGAUGGAACAGCCUCACUGUGCUUUCAUAGCACGGGGCAUGGGGAUCCCACAAUUCUCGCUAUUGAAAUCCUCCAAGUUGAGGAUAUGGCGUACCACUUUGGGACUACUGGUCAAGAUGAAGGACAAACACCAGCAAUACUUAGGACUCAUAAGAGACUUAGCUGUGGUGAUGAGGAUUCAAAAUUCGAUGCAGAUUACAGAGGAGAUCAAUGGGGUGGGGACCGCUUCUGGAAUUCCAUCACUACUUUUGGUCAAGAUUCUGACCGUACUAUAUCUACACACAACAGUAUUAAGAAGGCCUCUAUUCAGCCUAAUGUUUAUCCGGAGGCUCUCUACAAAUCGGCUAUUGUUGGUACUGCUGACCAACUGGAUUUGACUUACACAGUGGACGUGGAACCCAACAGGAAUUACUCCGUUUGGUUGCACUUUGCAGAGAUUGACUCAACCAUUACAGGAGAAGGUCAAAGGGUGAUUGAUAUUAUGAUAAAUGGGGAAGUUGCUUUUCAAGAUUUUGACAUUGUGAAGAUGGCUGGGGGUGUUAACACUGCCGUUGUGCUCAACAAGACAGUUGCAGUAAACGGGAGGAGUUUGACUAUCACAGUGCAAGCUAUCAAAGGACCUUAUGCCAUAAUCAAUGCCAUUGAGAUUUUUGAAGUUGUAGUUGCCGAAUCCAAAACUGUACUAGAUGAAGUCAGGGCCUUGCAGAAAUUGAAGGGUGCACUUGGGCUUCCACUUCGUCUAGGAUGGAAUGGGGAUCCCUGUGCUCCACAGCAACAUCCAUGGAGCGGAACAGACUGUUUACUGGACAAAGCUUCUAAUAGAUGGGUUAUUGAUGGCAUUGGGCUGGACAACCAAGGUUUGCGGGGUUUUCUGCCGAAUGAGAUCACCCAGUUGCGUAAUCUGCAGAGCAUAAAUCUGAGUGGAAACAGCAUUCAAGGGCCUAUUCCCUCAGGACUUGGAUCGGUGACUAGCCUAGAAAAGCUGGAUCUUUCGUACAAUCGUUUCAAUGGAUCCAUCCCUGAAAGUAUGGGACAAUUGACCUCAUUAAAGAUAUUGAAUCUUAAUGGCAACUCCCUCUCUGGAAGAGUUCCUGCUGCAUUGGGGGGAAGACUUUUGCAUAGAGCUAGCUUCAACUUUACCGAUAACGCAGGCCUAUGUGGUAUUCCGGGAUUGAGAACUUGUGGGCCACAUCUUUCUUCCGGCGGAAAAAUUGGGGUCGGAGUAGGGGUUGUGGUGACAUUUUGUAUAACCGCCACAUUCUUAACAUGUUGGUGGAAAAGAAGACAGAAUAUUCUGCGUGCUAAAAGACUGGCAGCUCGAGAGGCUCCUUAUGCAAAGGCGAGAACCCAUGCUGUAUCUGUGCAAAUGGGCACUCGAGCAGCUGCUGAAAAUGGGCCUCCAGUGCUGACUUGAACCUAUCAGAGUUCUGAAACUUCACACGAGACGUCCAGUUUUGUCAACUGAUAUUAGUAGUCAUACUUGUAUUCAAUUACCUCCUAUUCCCCUCUCAAUACUUGUAGUUUUGUUUGGACUAUAGAAUCAAAGAAGAAAGGAAAAAGAGAUAAGUAAAAUAUAUAUAUAUGAAUGUGUAGUGUGCUAUGUUCCAUGAAUACACGGAUAUGAAUAUAACGAUACAUCAUUUAUAUUCAAGGUUAGGUUCGGACUUCG